This is a messenger RNA of Protopolystoma xenopodis, 219 nucleotides long. NCBI's taxonomy places the organism in Eukaryota, Metazoa, Platyhelminthes, Monogenea, Polystomatidea, Polystomatidae. The record is from the annotation of a GenBank genome assembly.
AUGGAGUUCGGCUCCUUGGUUUACGAUCGGUCCCAGUUAGAGCUCAACUGGUGGACGAAACGGCUUGCUGAUCCCAAACAGUUGAGGCAGACGGAAGACACUGGCGACUCUGAGAAAUACGCAGUUCCUUACGUCGACUUCACUCACUAUGUUAAGUCGAAUGAGUGGGAGCUCGAUGGUGAAAUCGAGGCGCACACGAAGCUGCCCUAUAGAAGGUGA